Molecule: messenger RNA, 1512 nt
Organism: Xyrauchen texanus (razorback sucker)
Lineage: Eukaryota; Metazoa; Chordata; Actinopteri; Cypriniformes; Catostomidae
Gene: aar2
Product: AAR2 splicing factor
Exons: 4
Coding region: 184-1338 (384 amino acids)
Biological process (GO): spliceosomal tri-snRNP complex assembly
Source: RefSeq, a predicted model, not a curated record
UCAUUCACACAAGCAUGGCCUUCAAUUUAAAAUUUUGGAUUUGUGACUGAGCGCAAUCAUUUUGGUGUUACGAGUUUAUUUAUUUUUGUAUUUACAAAAUAUUCAUUUUAAUACGUGUUUUCUCCUUUUGUGGUUAUUAAUUGUCUGUUAUUCCUUGGACAUCUAUAUUUUCAUUGAGCAGAAAUGGCAGGAACAGACAUGGACCCUGAGGUGGCUCUGGGAUUGUUUGAAGAAGGCGCCACGCUGGUCUUACUUGGUGUUCCUGAGGGAACUGAGUUGGGAAUUGACUACAAAACCUGGACUUUGGGUCCUCGGUUCCGCGGGGUGAAGAUGAUUCCUCCAGGACUUCACUUCCUCCACUACUGCUCGGCCAACACUAAUGGCGCCUGUGGUGAGAUCGGUCCCAAAACGGGUCUGUUCCUCACCCUGAAACCACGGGAGGUGAUCGUAGCACACUGGAACAUGAGAGAAGAAGAUCUGGACUUCUCUCAGAACCCAGAUGAGGUUGAGCAAAUGAGGGCCAAUAUUCAAGAACUGGAUGCAUAUUUGGGGCCCUACCCGUAUGACACCCUUCGAAAGUGGGUGUCCCUCACCGAUAGACUCAAUCAGGAGGUUGCUAGUGCACUGCAACCACUCAGUGGUCGGGUGUGUGCCUUCAGUGAUGUGAUCCCAGAAGUGCAGCUGACCCAUACUAAAGACAGGGAGGAGCAGAAUCUUCCUCGCAAUGAUCGGGAAUGUCAGAAUAUGAAGGAGGGGUUGGACAGACUUCCUCGGAUGAAACUAAGAGAAGGCACAGAGUUGCGCUUUUCCAACAUUCCCAAACAGGCAUACCCGCCAGGCGCCACACCUGCUCAGAUCACUCAGUAUAGUAUGGAUCUGAGCUACUCUCUCAACUGCGUAAUUGAGAGCCAUUAUAAAGAGCAGCCGCUCAAUGUACUAGGAGAACUGCAGUUUGCAUUUGUAUGUUUCAUCAUUGGUAAUGUGUAUGAGGCGUUUGAGCACUGGAAGACACUACUGGCUCUGCUGUGUCGCUCUGAGGAUGCCAUGAGAGAGAGGAAAGACCUGUAUCUGGGACUCAUCGCUGUGCUCUAUCAUCAGCUGGGAGAAAUCCCUCCAGACUUCUUUGUGGAUAUCGUUUCCCAGAACAACUUCCUCACCUCCACACUGCAGGACUUUUUCCAGUUUGCCAGCAGCCCAGGGGUGGACAGCACAUUACGGAAAAGAGCUGAUAAAUUUAAAGCCCAUCUGACCAAGAAGUUUCGGUGGGAUUUUGAUGCAGAUCUUGAAGACUGUGCUCCAGUGGUGGUGGAGCUUCCAGAGGGAGUCACGGUGGACUAAAGCUGUAUCUGAGAUCCACUUUCAUACUAUGCUUGAAACUGCAUGCUUCAUUCUUUUCACAUGAACACCGCUAAUGUAAUUUCAUAUAACAUUCAUAGUACUGCAGCAACAAUAUAUUCUCCUGUCACUGUCUGAAAUGUUUUUGACCAAUGCAUUUGAUUAAAGUUGGUUGUU